This is a messenger RNA of Drosophila bipectinata, 1177 nucleotides long. RefSeq names its product cysteine dioxygenase type 1. Lineage: Eukaryota; Metazoa; Arthropoda; Insecta; Diptera; Drosophilidae. The record is from RefSeq and is a predicted model, not a curated record. Gene Ontology annotation, biological process: L-cysteine catabolic process. Gene Ontology annotation, molecular function: cysteine dioxygenase activity; ferrous iron binding.
UGUCAGUUCAGUUGGGUUUGCGAUCCGUGGUGGAGCGUGUGUGCUUGAUUUCAGAUUUCCAGAAUCAAAAUCAAUAUUCAUAUUAAUACAGAAUCCAAUCGGAAACAUAUAAUAUAUCAGCUAUCAGCCUAUCAGCAGCAUCGAUCAUAGAACGUCAAUCAGAGCAAGCCCAAAAUGGCCCUGUCCAAGAUCGAUUCGGAGAUAGAGCAAGUGGACCAGGAGAAGUACCUGCGCCAGGCCACCAACUACUAUCAGGCGCUGGAGAAGCCCCUCAAGUACGGUCCAGUGGUGGAGACUCUUCCGGACUUGAUUGCCGCCCUGCACCGGGAGUUCGAGUCCAACUACGUGAACAUUGAGAUGGUCAAUCACCUGAUGCUCUCCUACAAGUCCAACGAGCGGGAGUGGCGCAAGUACGCCAAGUUCGAUCGUUAUAGCUACACCCGCAACCUUGUGGACGCUGGCAACGGCAAGUUCAACCUGCUGAUCCUGUGCUGGGGCGAAGGUCAUGGCUCGUCGGUGCACGACCAUGCCGAUUCCCAUUGCUUCAUGAAGAUGCUGAAGGGAGAUUUGCGUGAGAAGCGCUAUGAGUACCCCAAUAGAUCUGGCAGGGACACGGCCCGUACCCAUCAUCCUGAUGGGGAGAUCGAUAGCCGUGAGCUGGUGGAGAUCGGGGAGACUCCGAUAGCCGUCAACGAUGUGGCCUACAUCAAUGAUAACCUUGGCCUUCAUCGCGUGGAGAACCCCAGUCACUCGGAUACCUCCGUCUCCCUGCACCUCUACUGUCCGCCCUUCGACACCUGCUCGGUGUUCCAGGACAACUGCAAGAAGAGCACCGCCAAGGUCACCUUCUGGAGCAAGUACGGUGUAAGGACGAAGCUGGACGAGCAGUAGAUCCUCCAAACAGGCAGAGCUCAUUGGCCAGCAGCCUGAAGCCAGAUCCCCAAAUACAAUUAUUGUUGCAUAUUGCUAAGAAUCUUUAUUAUUAGAUAUUUAAUGUGCUAGGGCCUAAGCGGUACCGGGAGAUGGAAAUUCGGAAAACGGCGAUCUAUUGGAGGGCCACGUAACCACUGAAGGCGUUGAUAACCCUCUCCGAUAAGCAGUCCCAGUUUCCUUUUGCCGUAUCUUUAGUUUUAGUUGUGUACCAAAAAUAUUCAAUACAUAAUUUUAUCAUUGACAA